AUGCUCGCCGGUGAGUUAUGCUUGGGAAAGGGUACGACAGCACAAUCAGGGUGGAACUUGCCGGCAGUAUUUCAAGGUGGUUUCUGGAAGCUACGCCCACGGCGCAGUGCCCGGCUUACGUAUAUCCAUCAUGGAUACGAUCAAGUAGAUUUCCUCUACGGGAACGCCGACAUUAUGGUCUGGUCCAUGAUUGAGAUAGGGGUUAGCAUCAUAGCGAUAUCAGCUGUGACGCUGAAGCCGCUAUUGAUGAAAUACAGAAUCUUCUUCCACUCGCAAGACACCAGUGGACGCACGCCACACGACCGAGGACGCAUCUACGGGACUGACGCUGGGGAUUUCACGUGCACAAUUGGCUCAGCCCCCUCUCGAAAGAACCACUAUAGUCGACAACAUAGAUCCUCCACUCAUGGUAGAAUGAGGACGGAUACCUCAAUUGUCAACGGACGGUCAUCGUCUGAGGAAAACAUCUGGAUAUCAAAAGGGGAUGGGCACACCGUGCCUAGUAGAGAAGGGGUCGACGAUGAUUUGGAACUCAUUCCGAGGGGCCAAAUACAAAAGGUUGUUGAGUUUUCGGCAACAAUGGUUGCAAAGGAACCAGACCAUGAUUCCAAACCAGUUUCUGACCCUAGGUAUUCGGAGCAGGCGUAA
This is a messenger RNA of Histoplasma mississippiense, 648 nucleotides long. RefSeq lists its product with no specific name. The transcript is spliced from 2 exons. The coding region runs from base 1 to 648 and encodes 215 amino acids. The record is from RefSeq and is a predicted model, not a curated record. Lineage: Eukaryota; Fungi; Ascomycota; Eurotiomycetes; Onygenales; Ajellomycetaceae.